AGACAGCAGCGUGAAUGCGUAUGUGAUGGCCAAGCAUGCUGUCUAUGUAGGCAGCUUACUAGGAGUUGACAUGCGUCCUUCGUCUUCCUGUCUCAAACGACCAGAAGAGCUCGACAACGUCCGACACAAGACUCGUUUUCCUGUCCUUUUUUAAAACAAUUAAGAAUCUCAAAAUGCAGCGGAUUUUGAACUCCACUGUCCCGUUCUCCCACAUGGCCCAAAGUGACAUCAAAGUUCUUAACUGCCCCGGCUCGGGCCCGACCUCUCGCACAGAGAGCAAAGGAGAGCUGGACAAAGUAGAUCAUCUGAGCCCCUACCUUAAGGAGGUCAUGUGUCAUGGAACUGCCAAAUUUGAGUGGACACAACGGACAGAGAAACAAUCCAUUAUUGCACAGGCAGAGUGUGAGUCCCAGGAUUCGCAGGAGUUCUGCCCCAAUGGCAGCAUCUCCUCCCAGUCGCUUCUCGGCACCUUUCCUCGCUGUCGGCCCAGGAGGAAACGCCAUAAGAAGCAUCGGCGAAAACGGGCUGAGAAGGACAGCCGAGCGAGCGAGUCCGUGGGAGUCCCCAGAGUGCCAGAACAGGACAGCGGAGAGUGCCCUUUUAAUCAGAUUAGAGAUCCAGUGUAUAUCAGUAGCAGCAACAACAGUAGUACAUACAGCAGUGGUCAAGGCACGGAAAGGGUGUCCGUGCAGGAAACAGAAGCCCCGUCGUACCCUUAUCAGUGGGAGUCCCGGCAGAGACUCUCCUCCUGCCAAAGCUACGGCCAAGAGAGCGAGGAACUGAAGUCUCCCCUGAGAAGUGAGACAGAAUGUCCUCUGGCUGUUACGGCCCUAAGGAACUUCGUUACGUCUGAAGAUCGCUGCUUCGCAUACGGCUUCGUCAAAGACGUGCUGAGAGAGGACAGGGAGAGAGAAGAGGACGAAAGAGAGGAGAGCGACAAGAAUGAAGGGAUCCUGUUCAAAGAGGGUCUACAACCAGUAAAUUAUGAAUACAGAGAGGGAAGGGAGUAUGAACGCUGUAGAUUUCUCAAACACGGCUCCUUCGGAGAGGUCUACAGCAUCAAAGACAAAGGCACCGGCUUCAUGUGUGCCGCAAAAAAGGUGCCGUUGGUGAGUUUCAGCAGUGAGGAGGUGGGCUCGUGGAGUGCCCUGCAGUCUCCUCAGGUGGUGGAACUCUUUGGUGUGGUGCGUGAAGGUCCUUCCAUCAUCCUCUUCAUGGACCUUAAAUCCAGUUCUUUAGGACAGCUGGUGGAGGAACAAGGCCGCCUGCCAGAGGAUCUGUCCUUGCACUACCUUCAGCAAGUACUGGGGGCGCUAAACCACCUGCAUAGGAAGCGUGUCCUUCACCUGGACAUCAAAGCCGAUAACAUUUUGCUGUCAGACGAUGGGAAGGAUGCAUUUCUGUGUGACUUUGGACACUCAGAGAGAUUGGACAAACAAGGGCUUAGUUAUUGUAAGAGUCUGAAAGGCACAGAAACUCACAUGGCACCUGAGGUGGUGCUCAAUGAGCCACGCUCUUCAAAAGCAGACAUCUGGAGCAGCUGCUGUAUGUUUCUGCACAUGCUCAACGGCUGCCAUCCGUGGACCCGCUACUAUUCCCACCCACUCUACCUAAAGAUAGCAAAAGAGCCUCCGCCUCUGAGGGAAAUCCCAUGUGACUGCAGCUCCUAUACAGCAGAAGUCAUAAAAGCAGGAUUGCAGAAAGAUCCAAACAAACGAGCCUCUGCCAAAGAGCUUUUUGUUAAAACUGCCAAUGCACUUAAAGAAGUCGGGGGACUUCGUAGCCCCGUGAGAGGAGGAACCUAUCAGGAGCCACUGGGGAAGCAAGAGAAUCCAGACUCCGCCCAUUCAGCCACACCCACCACAUCCCAUCACACCACGUCCUCUGAUCACUCUGAGCUGCAGUGGAUGAGCUCAGAGAAGAAGGGGAAAGUGGGUGAUGGGGAACGUAAUGAAAAGCCAGACAAGGUAAAACAGUGGAAACAGAAAGAGGAGACAAGAAACGAUGAAAACUCGCCUCCGAAGUCACUGCUCCACGUUCAAACCACUUCACCUGAGCCACAAAUCAUUAAUAAAACCGAACCAGAACCAACAGUGCCAGAACAAGAGCUGUGGAGCCUGAAAAGAGAUUUCUACCUGAGCAGUCUUUCCCAGCCUCAUUCUGCUGAGCUACAGGAGCAGCUGCUCUCUUGUCUCGGUAGUGACUGCCUUUCCACAAGAGAAUACUGGGACAAGAAGGAUUCAGGACGUUGGUCAGUCGGCCCUGGCGAUGAUCUUAGCUCAGGCGUGUUUUCUUACAACAGCCAACAAGAUGGCCAGAGCUUCAGCAGGGACUGGUUCGCCCCCUCGCAUCAACCCCUGCCCCGAUGCUUUGAUGGGGUGGAUGUCUACAUAAGAGACUUUGACGGGAAAUGCUUUCAUAUUCGGGAGACGCCCGGGGUUAAAGUAGGCCACGUUGCAAGAGGAAUCAGCGAUCAGAUCUCGGAGAACGUGUUCAGUCUGCAAACAGAGGAUGGUUGCCUGGUGCCCCAUGACAAAGAGGUCCUAGAGACCAGCCUGUUCUUGCGGUGCGUCCCGGCCCCUGACUCCAGCCACUAUCGUCAGUACGGACACAAACCCUGCUGCAGCCUCGGCCCUGACUGCAAACUACCAUGGAACUGGAGGGUCAGAGAGGGGGUGCUGGAGACUAGAGACUGAUUUGUCCAUCCAUAAUCAGUUUCUGUCAUGCUUUCUGCUCUGUUCGCAUUGAAUUAGUCAUCUGUGCCUCAUAUCUGUUAAACUUCCAAGCCAUUGUUGUUGGUUUACAUUCUUAGUAUUCUGAUGUUGUUUUAACUGACUAUGCAGAUCUUUUGUUGCGAUGUUGCGAAGAUCACUGUGGGCCUUCAUGGAGUCACUUCAUGAUUAAUGGCAAGAUUUUAAAGCCUGUAGUCAAUCAAGUAUAUGCCUUAGACCUUGAGCACUUAUGAAUGAGAUUACUAUGUCAGUAUGGUUUAUCUGUGGCACAAAUCAAUUCAAUAUUGAAUGUUUUAGCUGUAUUAGUUCUUCAGUAAAAAUACAUUUUUUGUUGCA
Molecule: messenger RNA, 3068 nt
Organism: Labeo rohita (rohu)
Lineage: Eukaryota; Metazoa; Chordata; Actinopteri; Cypriniformes; Cyprinidae
Gene: map3k14a
Product: mitogen-activated protein kinase kinase kinase 14a
Exons: 16
Coding region: 174-2696 (840 amino acids)
Biological process (GO): protein phosphorylation; positive regulation of canonical NF-kappaB signal transduction
Molecular function (GO): ATP binding; protein kinase activity
Source: RefSeq, a predicted model, not a curated record